GCAUAAGACAUAUAGUGACGUCACGUUUUAAUGUCCACAAAUGCACGGUGUUUUAUAAGCGGUAGUGUGAAUAAGUCACCACGCGAUUUAAGAGACAUAAUUUUUCUAGAUAUUUGCCAGAAUGAUCAUAACACUAAAGACGCUUCAACAACAAACUUUCAGGAUCGAAAUCGAUCCAUCAGAGACUGUAAAAGUUUUCAAAGAAAAGAUUGAAACAGAAAAAGGGAAAGACUAUCCAGCCUGUUUUCAAAAGUUGAUUUAUUCUGGGAAAAUUCUCAAUGAUGAAAACAAAAUUAGUGAGUACAACAUAGAUGAAAGCAAGUUUGUUGUCAUAAUGGUCACGAAGCCUAAAUCUGGAACAACAGAAAGUCAGUCAUCUCAUAAUAGUGCAGCAACAUCACCUAUAGAAAGUGAAGCGUCUUCUGAUUUAUCAUCAAUCUCUGGUUCAGCAGUAGUAGGUAGUAAACCACCUAGUGAUCCACAAGAUAUACCUUCUGAGAAAGAACAAUCUCCUAUUUCAGAAACAAGCUCUACUAACACAGCUUUGCCUUCCUCUGAUGCGAGUGUUAACCUUACUUCAGCAGAGUCAAGUCUUGUCUUGGGAGAAGACUAUCAGAGAAUGGUUCAACAAAUAAUGGAAAUGGGUUACGAAAGACAGCAAGUGGAGAGGGCACUUCGAGCAAGUUACAACAAUCCUGAUAGAGCUGUAGAAUAUUUACUUACCGGUAUUCCCUCUCAUCCUGAAUCUUCACAGCCUCCAAGCGAAGAAGAACCUACAGCUCCAGUUACUAACACAUCUUCCAAUACAAGUACUACUGUUUCAGCAUCAGAAAGUGGAGAAGAUCCUUUAGCUUUCCUGAGGUCACAACCUCAGUUUCAACAGAUGCGACAAGUUAUCCAACAAAAUCCCCAGCUGUUGAAUGCUGUCCUUCAACAGAUCGGUCAAAGUAAUCCCCAACUUCUUCAGGUGAUAUCGCAAAACCAGGAAGCCUUUGUCAGAAUGUUAAAUGAGCCUGGAGCAAAUGAUGGAGAUAGUGGAAAUACCGGCAGUCAAGCUGUUGGCCGUAGUGGUGGAAGUGGAAUCCCCUCCGUUUUGGAAGGUGGAGUAACUGCCCAAGUAACUUCCCAAGAUAAAGAAGCCAUCGAAAGGCUAAAAGCCCUAGGAUUCCCAGAGUACCUGGUCAUUCAAGCCUACUUUGCAUGUGACAAAAAUGAAAAUCUAGCAGCAAAUUUUCUGUUGUCUCAAAACUUUGAUGAUUGACAGAAAACGUUUUGUGGUGUCAUCUAUUACAGAAAACUUGAGAUUGCAGCAUUGUUACGGCUACCUUAGGAAAAGAACUAAAAAGAAAAUGCAUGCAUUCUCAUCAUACUAUUCAUUUAAAGACAAAAAAUAAAAUAAACUACUGCUGUAGUGGGCAAUAGAAAAACUUGUAUUUGUUUUAAUGUUCUUAAGUUUUUCUUCUAAAGCUGUAUACUUGCUGAAUUAAUAAACCUUCCCUUAAAGCAAAAAAAAAUAAUAAUGCUUGCUUUUAACCUAGCUCAGAAAAAUAAACUUUAGAAGUUUCGUAUUUAAACAUCCAUCAUUUUCAAAUUAAGUUAAAGUGAAAAAAUUAUCAAUAUUUUUUUGUUAAUAUUAUAAAUCCUAGUAAACCACAGAUAUAUAUAUAUAUAUUUUUUUUUUCUAUAAAGCUCUCUAGUAGCUACUGCUCCUCAGUCAGAAAUGGAAUGUUUAAAAUUUCAGAGCCUGUACUUAAUUUCCUGGAGUGUGUACCGUGCCUUUGGUUUUUCAUUUAAAUGAAUCUCUGUAAAAAAAAAAAAUUAAAUAAACAUAAGUUAAAAACAA
Messenger RNA from Limulus polyphemus (Atlantic horseshoe crab), 1843 nucleotides. Its product is annotated as UV excision repair protein RAD23 homolog B-like. Lineage: Eukaryota; Metazoa; Arthropoda; Merostomata; Xiphosura; Limulidae. Gene Ontology annotation, biological process: proteasome-mediated ubiquitin-dependent protein catabolic process; nucleotide-excision repair. The transcript is spliced from 8 exons. Gene Ontology annotation, molecular function: damaged DNA binding; ubiquitin binding; proteasome binding. Gene Ontology annotation, cellular component: nucleoplasm; cytosol. The coding region runs from base 122 to 1261 and encodes 379 amino acids. The record is from RefSeq and is a predicted model, not a curated record.